Molecule: messenger RNA, 816 nt
Organism: Cydia amplana
Lineage: Eukaryota; Metazoa; Arthropoda; Insecta; Lepidoptera; Tortricidae
Exons: 1
Coding region: 1-816 (271 amino acids)
Source: RefSeq, a predicted model, not a curated record
AUGGAUUAUAUCACGAAACCCAUUCAGCAGGAACUACCUUGGAACCCCCUAUAUGCCGACGACAUCGCGCUUGUUUCCAAAUGUGCCGAAGACCUGCAAACAACUCUAACCAAAUGGAUCACUACUUUAGAAAACGCGGGACUCCGAGUAAGUAGAUCGAAAACCGAACAUCUUGAAUGCAACUAUAGCAAUGUGGCAAACAGAUGCAAUCUCUACUACCCGGAUGGAACACAAGUACCAAAAGUUAACCAAUUUAAAUAUCUAGGCUCGGUUAUAACAAAUGACGCGAAUGUAGAAGUAGACGUUUCCCACAGAAUCAAUAUCGCAUGGCAAAAAUGGCGGACACUCACCGGAGUCCUUUGUGAUCCACGAAUGCCCAUACGUACAAAGGGCAAGGUAUACAAAACUGCAGUGAGACCAGCAAUGCUAUAUGGGGCUGAAUGCUGGCCCGUUAAAGAAACACACGUCAAAAAGUUACAUGUGGCCGAAAUGAAAAUGCUUAGAUGGUCAGGUGGAGUUACAAGAAUAGAUAAGAUACGAAACGAAUUUAUUCGAGGCAGCUUCAAAGUCACUCCCGUCUCCGAAAAACUUACGGAAACCCGCCUAAGGUGGUACGGCCAUGUUAUGCGGAGAGACGACGACCAUGUCGUGCAAAAAGCGCUGGCUCUGCCUGAAUGCAAAAAAGGUAAAGGACGGCCCCCUCUGACGUGGUGGACGAGUAUGGCCAAACUAUUAGAAAAAACCCAACUACCCGACCCGACAACUGAAGACAGAUCGUCUUGGCGCCUAAAGAUAAGGAGAGCCGACCCCACCUAA